This is a messenger RNA of Plenodomus lingam JN3, 2778 nucleotides long. Lineage: Eukaryota; Fungi; Ascomycota; Dothideomycetes; Pleosporales; Leptosphaeriaceae. The record is from RefSeq and is a predicted model, not a curated record.
AUGGACAUUGCAAUGCCUGAGGGCGCCAUGGAGUACAAAGAUGCCCCCCCCGCCGCCGUAAACGACGAGAGUGCCCGCCGUGGAUUGCUCGACGACGCCAUUUUCCCAGCCUUUGGCAACGAUGCAGGUAGUCCCAGUGUCGAGUCGCCCGAACAGAUGCAGAAGAACGACCCGCUGGGCACGCAAAUCUGGAAGCUGUACUCGCGAGCAAAGACGCAACUGCCCAAUGCAGAGCGCAUGGAGAAUCUGACCUGGCGCAUGAUGGCCAUGAACAUGCGGCGAGCCGAGAUGGAUCGCAAUAAAGGCCAUAGCCACCAGAGCCACCAAAGUCGCCAAAGUCGCCAAAGUAGCCAAAGCAGCCAGCAUAACAGCAGCGGAAAUAUGCCUCCACCUGCUGUGAGCGCGAGUGCAACACCGAGGCCGCAACCCCGAACUGCUCCCAGUGGCAUUGCCCAGCAGUUGAGAAAGUCUGCCGGCUAUCAGCAACAGGAACAGCAACAGCAGCAGCAGCAGCAGCAGCAACAACAACAACAACAACAAUCACAACAACAGCAACAGCAACAUCAGCAAGUCCAGCAGCACCCAUCACAUCAUCAUGGCCUAGAUUCAAUGAACCUGGACGAUUUUAUAUUUCCGUCGUCGGUUGGCAGCCCUGCAGGCCUGUCGCCAGGGCCAGACCUGUCCACCAACGAGGAUGCGGCUCCGUUCAAUGCAAUCGCCCCAGCGAUACCGAUAAGAAAGCCGAAUCUGGCCAACGACCAUAACCUCGCCCUCGCCCGCGCCUCUGCACCUUCUGUCCCUCCUACUAUCCACCGAGAGAAUGAGUUUGGCUACGUGCACCGCCACGUCCGCAAGACCAGCAUCGACGAGCGACGACCCCCCAAGCGGCGCGCCGAAGCCUCCCCACAGGUACCUCCUGUCAACAGCAUCAUGAUCCCAACCGACGCCCAGGCCGAAGCCGACCUCCACCAGUACUCGCUCGACCAGCACUCGCACCACGACCAGCACAACAUGCAGCCACCGACCUUCCCAGCCUCGCAGGCCCAGGCCCCCUUCUCCAUCGACACCUUCCAGAUGCCCGAGGAUCCCAUCAUCAAUUCCGCAGGCCCCUUCCAGCAAAACUUUGGCUUCUCCCCCGUCGGAUCCCCCCUGAUGAACCACAACGCCUUCGGCCAGAACAUGUUCAACCCCACCUCGAUAGCCUCCUCGCUCAACUCGACCGACUACUACUCUCCACCCAGUUCUGCCUUUCCCUCCACUGCCUCGACGCCACAGCCGAUACCAGACGACAAUCACAUGUAUUUCGACCGCAACGGCAUGGACAUUCGCACUUCACAUGGCGGCGCCUCGUACGGUCCUCACCGCCCGUCCAACCUCUCCACAUCUAUGCAGCCCCAGUUCCUCUUCGACCCUAGUGCUGGUGGAGGGGAUUCUGUCUUUAGCCCGGUCACCAGUGCUAGCUCCUCACUAACGUUUUCAGCCGCUUCAUUUGGUCCCUCGAGUCAUGUCGAUCCAUCCCAAGUACUACACAACAACCUCCCUCUUCGACAACAACAUGAAUUGCAAAUGACGAGACAGGAGAACAUGUUUAGCUUUGGUGCCGAUUCGGACGCAGAGGAUGACGAGGGGAGUGCUUUUGCAGAUCGAACGAUGCCGUCGCAGGAAUACUCGCCAAUGGAAGAUGGUGCGCUGGACUUCACCGCUGGCUUCCAAUGGGAGACGAACCUUUCCAAUCAAUUCAACCCGAUGCAAGCGCGUUACCCGGCUGGCCCUCCACGAAAGACAGUCACGAUUGGCGGGACAGAAAUGGUGCACUCACCGCAAGAUCACUGGAGUCCCGGGGCCAGCCUCGGCCGGACUCAUGGCUCAGCAGCCUCGGUGAGCGAUAUACGCAAUCGUGGAAAUGACCCACGCCGCCAAAAGAUACCCCGCACUAGUUCCACGCCCAACGCUGCUGGGCUGGUGCACCAGGGAAUGCAUGGCCGACCCAUGUCAUCGCCCAACUCACCACCAGAGUCGGGUUACACUUCUGCAGCACCUUCGCGACCCCAAAGUCCCGGCGGCACGAAACCGGGCGAAGGCAGCACUCCCACAACCUGCACGAACUGUUUCACCCAAACCACGCCCUUGUGGAGGCGAAACCCCGAAGGACAUCCGCUUUGCAACGCAUGUGGUCUCUUCCUGAAGCUGCAUGGUGUAGUCCGACCGUUGUCGCUCAAGACGGAUGUCAUCAAGAAGCGCAAUCGAGGCAGCGGUAACGCGCCCGUAGGUGCAUCGUCCGCACGCUCAUCCAAGAAAUCGUCACGCAAGAAUUCGAUUGCACACACACCAGUGACAACUCCAACAUCGCAUAAAGCGGCUGACUCGGAAUCGCCAAAGUCUACGGGCUCUGGUGGUGGUGGUGGUGGCUCAUCAAUUAACAACCUUGGCUCCGCCAUUACACCGACUUCCAAGUCCAACGGUGUAAUCGCCAUUGCCCCUGGCCCACCAAAGGCUAAUAAUACUACCUUCAGCGCACCUCCCAGCCGCGGAACGAGCUUGGCGUCUGCGCCUAAACGGGCUCGAGGUCAGAGUCGAACUGAACCCCAGGAACUUGAAAUGGCUGAUGCAGAAGAUACGAAUGGAAGGGCACCUGUACGCAGGAGAGAGAUCACCACUGUUGCGAGUUCCAGCUCGCUUUCGACUCAAAAUCUCGGUGCUCUCCCCAUGGGUGCCAUGGGGCAAGGCUUGCAAUCAUCUGGCCCUGCUGAAUGGGAAUGGUUAACCAUGAGUCUAUGA